AUGAGUCCCAUUAUUGCUUGUGAUGUUCUAAGUAUGGCGACAUCUCGAGAUGUUUGGAAGGCGUUAGAAGAUCUCUAUGAAACAGCCAACAAGGCUCGAAUAAACCAACUAAAGACGAGUCUCCAAACUACUAGAAAAAAUCAACUCAAGAUGAGUGAUUACCUUUCUACUAUGAAACAACUUGCUGAUUGUUUAACUCUUGCAGGUGAACCUAUCAGUACAAGCUCUCUCCUUUCAAGUGUCCUCACAGGACUCAAUGCCGAGUACCUCCAAAUUAUCUGUCAGAUAAAUGCCAAAGAAAACAUAUCUUGGCAAGAGGUUCAUGCAACACUUAUCACAUUCGAGAAUAUAUUGAUUCACCUCAACAAUGUCAGUAUUGCAGAUGUCUCUGGUCCCUCAGCCAACUAUACUUACAACAAAAGUGUAAGCCAAAAUUGGAAUCCACACCAACAAGGGCAAGGUAGAGGUCAAGGACGAAACUCAAGAGGUAGAAACCGAGGGGGAAGAUUUCAAGGUCAGAGAUCAAAUAGUUCAAGGCCUACAUGUCAGGUAUGUGGCAAGAUUGGUCAUCUAGCUGUUGUAUGUUAUCACAGAUUAAAUAUGCAAUACAUGGGAAACACUCCACAAGGAGGAAAUCAAGCUCCAAAUGCCUACAUUACUGGACCUGAAGUUAUUAUUGAUCCAAACUGGUUAAUUGAUAGUGGAGCAACAAAUCAUAAAACAAAUGAUGCUACAAAUCUUGGUCAGCAAGCAGAAUAUCAAGGGAAUGAAAACCUCACAGUAGGUAAUAGAUAUAAACUAGCUAUUGCCCAUGUUGGAUCUACUGUUAUUUGUCAAAAAGAAACAAUGGACAAGGAAACAGGGAGAAUAAUGCUGGAAGGGAAGCUUAACCAAGGCUUGUACCAACUAGACCUUCUGAAACCCAAAAGAUCAAAGUUUAUCCAAAAUAAAAGAGCAAUGCAAUCUACUCACCAUGUUGCUCAAGUCAAUUCUGAGUGUCAGUCUUCUAGUCCCCAAGUCCAUCUAAUGAAAGUUUAG
This is a messenger RNA of Momordica charantia (bitter melon), 1038 nucleotides long. The record is from RefSeq and is a predicted model, not a curated record. NCBI's taxonomy places the organism in Eukaryota, Viridiplantae, Streptophyta, Magnoliopsida, Cucurbitales, Cucurbitaceae.